AAGUUGUGUUCUGUCUGUCUGUCAAUCUAUCCUAAGAAUCCGCCGUUAUAAAAUCCGUGUUCUGUUUCCCACCGUCUCUUCCGUGUCCUCUCUUUCUCUCAUCAUCACAAAACAAACACAACAUAUAUUAUAAAUACACUUUAUAUAUCUAUCUCAAUCCAGAUCAACACAAAAUUAUCAUCAUCUUACUUGCGACAUGAAGACGAUGCAGCAAACUUGCGACUUGGAACUUCGUCUUUUUCCCUCUUCUACUUAUGAUUCUGAUUCUUCUGAUGAUACCUCUGUGAUAGAAUCAAGCAUCUCACGAGAUCAAGCACAACCAAAGGAAGAAUCUCAGAGAAUAACAAUUUUCUACAACGGAAAAAUGUUUGUUUCUUCGGAUGUUACCCAUCUUCAGGCUAAAUCCAUAAUAUCGAUGGCGAACAGAGAUAUGGAAGAGAAGUCGUCCUCAAUAAACGGGUCGGAUUUUCCAAACAAGUCGACCCAAUUUCAUCAUAAUCAUUACCAGCUUCCUCCAAAUCCGAAGGCGUCAAUGAAAAGAUCUCUCCAAAAUUUUCUUCAUAAACGGAAAAUUCGAAUUCAAGCUUCUUCACCUUAUCACCAUCAACAUUUACGACAAUAGUGUUUUUUGUUAUUUUUUGAGUAAUCAAUCCAAGUGAAAUUAUGUUUUUCGUGUUCUUUUUUUACUGAUUAGGGAAGUACUCUUAAUAGAAAACACAUACAUAGUAUUUGAUUCAUCUCAAGAGCGAUUAUGAACCUGAUGUACCAUUAUAUAUGAACACAAUACAUUUAAUUUCUAAA
This is a messenger RNA of Camelina sativa (false flax), 801 nucleotides long. Its product is annotated as protein TIFY 5A. Gene Ontology annotation, cellular component: nucleus. Lineage: Eukaryota; Viridiplantae; Streptophyta; Magnoliopsida; Brassicales; Brassicaceae. Gene Ontology annotation, biological process: regulation of jasmonic acid mediated signaling pathway; response to wounding; regulation of defense response. The record is from RefSeq and is a predicted model, not a curated record.